AUGCUGGUCUGCGGAGAGACGCUCGGGCCCGACCGCCCGACGUGUCCGAGACCAGGUCCUCUCACAGCCAAGUACGUCUUCGAGGGGCGAUCAUUCGUCCCUGUCGCCGUCCCGAGGCCGCCGCCGCCGCCGCCUGAGCCGGAACAAGCCGGCGGAGGACCGGGCGGCUCGUCCGACCAGGCGGCGGCGCUCAGCCUGCUCGACCUUUUGACGCCGGACUACGCGAGCCCGGGGACGAAGACAUCGCGCAGCGGCAGGUGGGCGGGGAUUCAGCUGCGGGUGGUCGCACAGGAGUGGCACCGGAUGGACGUGGACAAGCGGACGGGCGACAAGCAGCGCGUCCUCUCCAACCAGAGCUCCUUUGCCAUCCGCGUGCAAGUCGAGGCGACGGCUGGCAAGCGUCUCCGGCAGGGCAUGCAGCUCAAGGCGGCGCUGAUGGUGGCUCCGACUAACCGGCCCGCUCUCGAGUCGCUCGCACUCGGGGUGCGCCUCUCGACCUCGCAGACUCCACCCGCCCUACACACCAGCCCAUCCUCCCUCCUCUCGCCGACCCGCGCGCGGCUCCGUCCCUCGCCAGGAGCGGGAGAGGGUCCAGUCGGGCUCGUCGCCGCUCCUCUUUUCAUACGCCGCGGGCAGGCCGCGCCGCGAGAGCCGAGCGGCGCUGCAAGCCGCCACGCCAGUCGAGGUUCGGCACGCACCCCCGUAUUCCACCCCUCCCUCCCCUUCUCCCCCAGCGCCAGCACACAGGG
Emiliania huxleyi CCMP1516 is the source of this 749-nucleotide messenger RNA. RefSeq lists its product as hypothetical. NCBI's taxonomy places the organism in Eukaryota, Haptophyta, Isochrysidales, Noelaerhabdaceae. The record is from RefSeq and is a predicted model, not a curated record. The transcript has a single exon. The annotation marks the transcript as partial.